This is a messenger RNA of Lichtheimia ornata, 618 nucleotides long. RefSeq lists its product as uncharacterized. Gene Ontology annotation, cellular component: intracellular anatomical structure. Gene Ontology annotation, biological process: protein modification by small protein conjugation; macroautophagy; protein lipidation. The record is from RefSeq and is a predicted model, not a curated record. NCBI's taxonomy places the organism in Eukaryota, Fungi, Mucoromycota, Mucoromycetes, Mucorales, Lichtheimiaceae. The transcript has 3 exons. Gene Ontology annotation, molecular function: Atg12 transferase activity. Bases 1 to 618 code for a protein of 205 amino acids.
AUGAAUCGCUCAGUCUUCCAUAAAGCAAUCUCUCAUUUCCACCAUCAUGUGCAAAGCUGCAAUGUAGAACCCAACUGGGAUAUCGUGACUGAUAAGCGAACGGGUUAUCAGUAUAUGACACGGAAGAUUUUACAUCCCUUGCCCGAGAAUUGGACGCCACCUCCAGUUACUAUGGAUGAAUUAGAACAAGAGCAAGAGGAAGAUGUUGCUGUAGCUGCAGUAACAAAGCAGGCCUAUAUCACAUUAGAGCAUCACAUUGUAUAUUCUCCCACUUUCCAAGCACCUGUAUUAUACUUUAAUGCAUUCGAUCCAGAUGGAUCAUCCCUUUCGUUAGAUCAAGUCUAUGAUUGGGUAAUCUCAGCAGUAUCCGGACCCAAUCUUCGCUUGCCUACCGCUAUCAGCCCACAAGGUGGCAUCACUCAAGAUGAACAUCCUAUCCUCGGCCUCCCAUUCUGGUACAUCCACCCAUGCAAUACCCAUAGUGUAAUGAAGCAAUUUGAUCAACACAUCAUCAACACAACGAAUUACAUCAAGAUUUGGUUAUCGUUUUAUGGUCCUGCUGCUGGAUGUAAUUUAUCCUCCCAACUCUUUCUUGACAUGUCAAAUAAAGCAGAAUGA